This is a messenger RNA of Scophthalmus maximus (turbot), 5690 nucleotides long. Its product is annotated as neuronal PAS domain-containing protein 3. The transcript is spliced from 12 exons. Lineage: Eukaryota; Metazoa; Chordata; Actinopteri; Pleuronectiformes; Scophthalmidae. Gene Ontology annotation, biological process: regulation of transcription by RNA polymerase II. The record is from RefSeq and is a predicted model, not a curated record. Gene Ontology annotation, molecular function: RNA polymerase II transcription regulatory region sequence-specific DNA binding; protein dimerization activity; DNA-binding transcription factor activity, RNA polymerase II-specific. The coding region runs from base 588 to 3794 and encodes 1068 amino acids.
AGAGACAGAGAGAGAGAGAGAGAGAGAGAGAGAGAGGAGGCUGGACGACGACACGGACGCGGCAGAUCGUUUGUCUCUAACCGGUGAAAUAAUAAUCACCUCUCAGAUCCACUGAUCCCAUCGAUCCCAUCGACUGAGUGGAGCGGGGCGGGAGGAGGAGGAGGAGGAGACCGAGCGCACCGGAGACACCGGAGACACCGGCAGCAUGAACCGGAGCCGCGCGGUGGUUCACCUCUGAAGGGUCGAGCCGAGAGACGAGGAGGAGGAAGAAGAAGAAAUAAUCAUAAUAAUAAAGACAAAAAAGCUUCAUGAUCUUUUCCUCUCACGUGAACCUCCGUGUCGCCGAUCGAUCCAUCGCUCGGCGACUGUUUGGUUUUACGCACCGGGACCAUGAACCGGAUUUCCCUGAGAGUUACAACCGAAGAAUAAAAAAACAAAACACCAACAACACCAAGAAGAUAGUUCUGUCUUCUGCCGCUGAACCCACCUGCGUAUCGACCCCGGUGAUCGGCGACUGAUCGGCGACUGAUCUGCGUCGGAGGAGGAGGAGGAGACGCGGGGAGCGCACCGGGCACGGACCGGGCACCAUGAUCAGGAUCUUCCCGGAUUUCAGCGUCCAGGUGACGGCGUCGGCGGCCGGAGGAGUCGGGGGUGGUGGUGGUGUCGGCGGCGGCGGGAUGGUGACCGGACCCCCGGUGGGUCGGGGGCCCGGAGCCACGAACGGGACCCCGCAGAGCCUGCAGGGACUCACCGGCUACCAGCAGAGUGACCCCUACUGGGAGCGGCCAGCUAAUGCAGGCAGCUGCUCCGCCGCCCGGCCCAAGACCCUUCACCUGGCCGGCCAGCAGCAUACCUCGUCACCAUGGCUGCAGGCCCUGCGGAAGGAGAAGUCACGCGACGCGGCGCGGUCGCGGCGCGGCAAGGAGAACUUUGAGUUCUACGAGCUGGCCAAGAUGCUGCCGCUGCCGGGCGCCAUCACCAGCCAGCUGGACAAGGCGUCCAUCAUCCGGCUCACCAUCAGCUACCUGAAGAUGAGGGACUUCGCCAACCAGGGGGACCCGCCGUGGAACCUGCGCAUGGAGGGGCCGCCGCCCAACACCUCGGUCAAAGCUAUCGGUACCCAGCGGAGGAGGAGUCCCAGCGCCGUCGCCUCGGACAUCUUCGAGCCUCACCUGGGCAGCCACAUAUUACAGUCUCUGGACGGGUUCGUAUUUGCACUAAACAAGGAAGGAAGAUUCCUCUACAUCUCUGAGACCGUCUCCAUCUACCUGGGGCUGUCACAGGUGGAGCUGACCGGCAGCAGCUCGUUCGACUACGUCCACCCGGGCGACCACGUGGAGAUGGCGGAGCAGCUCGGCAUGAAGCUCCCCCCGGGUCGAGGGGCGUCCCUGUCCCAGGGAGCGGUCCACGAAGACGGGGCGUCCUCGGCCUCCUCGUCCUCGCACUCGGAGACGCCGGAGCCAGUGGAGUCCAGCAGUCCCAGUCUGCUGGCCCCUGACAACACUCUGGAACGGUCCUUCUUCAUCCGGAUGAAGUCGACGCUCACGAAGAGAGGCGUGCACAUCAAGUCCUCAGGAUACAAGGUGAUCCACGUCACGGGGCGUCUGCGCAUCAGGAUGGCCCUGACGCACAGUCGCUCGGUGCCCAAUCAGAUCAUGGGCAUGGUGGUGGUGGCUCACGCUCUGCCGCCGCCCACGAUCAACGAGGUUCGCAUCGACUGUCAAAUGUUCGUCACCCGUGUCAACAUGGACCUGAAGAUCAUCUACUGUGAGAACAGGAUCAGCGACUACAUGGACCUGACCCCGGUCGACAUCGUGGGGAAGAGGUGCUACCAGUUCAUUCACGCCGAAGACGUGGAGGGAAUCAGACAGUGUCACCUGGACUUGAUGAACAAGGGUCAGUGUGUCACAAAGUACUACCGGUGGAUCCAGAAGAACGCCGGCUACAUCUGGAUCCAGUCCAGUGCCACCAUCGCGAUCAACACCAAGAACGCCAACGAGAAGAACGUCAUCUGGGUCAACUACGUGCUCAGCAAUCCGGAGUACAAAGACACGCCCAUGGACAUCGCCCAGCUGCCGAACCUGCCCGAGAAGACGUCCGAAUCCUCCGAAACCUCCGACUCCGAGUCCGAGUCCAAAGAAAACUCAGACAAUGAGAACGCCAAGUCCGAGGGGAAGCCAGGCCACCAAUCGGAACGCAGCGAGGACCCAGAGACGGACAUCAAGCGCCAACAGCAACCCGGCCAAUCACAUUGCUCCUCUGAACAGGAAAUGAAGCGUCAGGAAGAAGGAGACAGUUCGAGUAACCCUGAGAGCCAGGACAGCGAUGAUAGUCUGGAGGCUUCAGAUGGGGAGGGGGAGGGGGAGGAGCUGGAGGAGGCCAGGGUGGCAGGAGGUGGCGGCGAAGGGGGAGGAGGAGGAAAGAUGGCGAGGUUAACAGCACUGGGGGGGUUAGGCGGACUGGGCGCCAUCGGAGGACUUGGUAACAUGGGUGGGCUUCACAUUAAAGUAGAGCACUACGGAGAGGGCGAAGAACUGCAGCUGCACAACUCGCAAACGUCUUCGUCAGAGGAGGAGGAAGACGAGGAGGAUGAGGAAGAUGAUGAGGAAGAGGACGAAGGCAUGGAAGACUGCGACGGUGCAAAUGGCGGAAACAAGCUCCAGAAGCGGCGGAAGCGGCGGAAAGUGCAGAAGUGGGAUGUAUCACGAAGUAGGAGGCUUCGCCUGUCGUCGACUCCGCCCAGCCCCGUCGCCAUGGGAGAUACCACGCCACUGGUUGACCCCUCCCAGAGCGCGGCCACCGCCUCCUCCCACCUCCUCAGCUCCUCCGGCUCCCCAACCAGUGCAGGUGUGACAUCCAACGUCCUGAAGAUCAAGACCGAGAUGGCAGAACCCAUCAACUUUGACAACGACAGCAGCAUCUGGAACUACCCGCCCAACAGAGAGAUUUCCAGAAAUGAGUCUCCGUACAGCAUGACCUCCAAACCGGCCGCUCCGGGACCCCAUGAGACCUUCCCCUCGCCCCAGGGCGGCUCUCUGCAGGUGUCCAUCCCUGACUCGGUCCUAACUCCUCCUGGAACCGAGGGAGGAGCUGGAGCAGUGAGGAAGCCUCCGUACAACGGAAGCUCCGCCCCGUCCUCUGCUUCCAGUGCUGCGAGUUUAGCGCCUCCGUCCAGCGCCUCCUCUGCCGACCCACUGUCUCCUCCCCUCUCCGCCUCGCCGCGGGACAAGCAACAGGGCACUCCCACCACAUCCUCUUCUUCCUCCUCUUCAUCAUCCUCCUCCACUUCGUCCACAACCUCUUCCUCUUCCCUGCUGUACUCCGGGGACCUCGAGGCUCUACAGCGUCUGCAGGCUGGUAACGUGGUGCUCCCGCUGGUCCACCGGGUCACAGGGUCCCUGGCCCCCACCAGCACGACGGCUCCGCGGGUUUACACCACCGGGACCAUCAGGUACGCACCAGCGGACGUCACCCUGGCCAUGGCGCAAGGUAACCUCCUACCCAAUGCCGCCAUGAACUUUGUCGACAGCUCGGGGUUCGGCCUUGACCCCAAGACGCCCAUGGAGAUGCUCUACCACCACGUCCACAGGCUCAACAUGUCGGCGGCAGCGGCCGCUGGCCCGUUUGUCGGAUCUCCGUCGGCCACGGGCGGGAACGGCGCCCUGGGGGGCCAGAUGCCAACGGCGGCCAACGUCUUCACGACGGCAGAGGGACUUUUCUCGACGCUACCGUUCCCGGUGUACAGUAACGGCAUCCACGCCACGCAGACAACUCUGGAGAGGAAGGAGGAUUAAUGCAAAUCGCUCAAGACCGCAUUACUGUGUUUUCCGGAAUCAACAACUGUGUCGAAGUAAAAGACUACUCACUAGUAAAAAAAAUAAAAAAAGAAAGAAGACUCCUUACUUGCUAUCCUUUCUCAACGCGGCGUAGCACUGUGGGCCUGAGAGGCGAGGACGUACUCUAGCACUUUGAAUCUUGUGUAAUAGACAUGAAUGACGACUCCCCCUCUUUUCUAUCCUCUUCCUCUCCAUCCUCUUCUCCCUCGCUCUCUCCUUGCUCCCGUUUCUUGCAAUCAGCAACACUUUCCUCCCGAAGAAGAUACGACGAACCAGACUAUUCUUUACUGUGAAGAAACUCCUUUUCCGCCUACAGACAAUUCAUAUUGCCGAGGGACUCCGCCGGAGCCCGACGGGGAUCAUUUGUAUUAUUUGACUUGAUUCUGUUGCGUCUCCGUGAAGAUGCUGAUUGUGUGUAUUUAACGGAGGAGGACGCUGCAGGGACUCGUAACGGACGGAGAAGUCUCGUGCGGCUCCUCCGGUACGUGUCUUGAUGCGAUCGAGGCUUGAGAGGAGACAAAAAGGCCUCAGUGAUGAUAAUCUUUUGAAAAAAGGUUUCUGAGGACGUUUCUCGAUUGAGGGAAGAGUUUUAGAGUCGCUUUCAUUUUCUUCCUUUUUUUUUAUAAAAUGUUCGAGCUCCGAUUUAACUGACGAAUCAAAGCAGUAAGAAGAAAAACAACAACAAAAGCAAUUUCAACCGGGUGACGACCUGUGAAUUAUCGAAUGUUACUAGUUCCUCUUGGCUCCCAGGAGGUGACCAACAGGUCCCACAUAACCUCCUCGACAUCUCUUCCUGUCUCGACCCGUUGCUCUCGCUCCGAUCCUUCUCUACCUGAUCUUUAAUAUUCCGAUCUACAUUUCUACCUUUCGAUCUACAGACUCACGGUGCUACCGAAACCGCCCAGUGACCCUGACUCAGCUGGCUGAUGUGGGGGCUGUGAAACGAACCCACGGCUCGUUGACAGACAGAUCGUCUUCUGCUUUCGUUUCGUUUUUCCGGAGGGGGAAGUAUUUUACAGUUAGUUUAGUUGGGGGUUUUACUUUCACUUCUGACCGUCAGGAAAGUCAGAAAUGCAGCAAGAACCUCUGAAUCACCUCCACGUUUCAUUCCAUGUCCCUCCUUUGUCUAGAAUAGAGGGGGGGAAACGCUCAAUCUGAUUGGGCGAUGAGGGGAAGCUCCACUUGUUGGGUUGAGUGGACGUGUUGUGUUUUUAUAACUGAAUCACUUUUCUUUUCUAACGGGACUGAGGCUAAUUAUUUAGCGUCACUAACUUGAAAAAUGAAUGUUGAAAUCCUGUUUGAUAACUCUUUUCUUUUCUUUUUCUACUGGUUCUACUACUUUCUUCUUUUCUUCCUCCUCCUCCUCCUCGUCCUUCUUCUUACUCAACCAGAAUCACCUCCACCAGAUUUUCCCCAAACAAUCCGCUCUCUUCCAUCCCAUCGCCGGACCCUGUGAUUUAAAAACCACAUAUCAACGAGGAGAUUGUAACAAAGACGCACAUUUUCAAUCAGCCAAUCAAUCGACCUAUCAAACAAUCAAUCGAUCCAGUAACUGCAACAACAAAAAAAGUCUUUUGAAUUUAUUUUUGAGGAAGAGAAAAAAAAACUCACAUUCCUUCACACAGCGUUGUCUCUCGUCGUCGUCGUCGUCGUCGUCGUCGUCGUCGUCGUCGUCGUCCUCCCGUGUUUGUGUUUUGUUUCUUCCCCAGUCUCCUUUGCCAAAAGAAAAAAAAAGAAGAAAAGAGUUUGGUGUUUGAACAGCACUGUGAUUCCUCCCUCAUUUCAAAUCUUUUGUUUUUUUCUUCUACUUUUCUGGUAAAAAAAAAAAAAAAAGAGGAAAAAAAUAAAUAAUAA